This is a messenger RNA of Polyodon spathula (Mississippi paddlefish), 1475 nucleotides long. Its product is annotated as clathrin heavy chain 1-like. The record is from RefSeq and is a predicted model, not a curated record. Gene Ontology annotation, molecular function: structural molecule activity; clathrin light chain binding. NCBI's taxonomy places the organism in Eukaryota, Metazoa, Chordata, Actinopteri, Acipenseriformes, Polyodontidae. The coding region runs from base 81 to 1460 and encodes 459 amino acids. Gene Ontology annotation, cellular component: clathrin coat of trans-Golgi network vesicle; clathrin-coated endocytic vesicle; clathrin coat of coated pit. Gene Ontology annotation, biological process: clathrin coat assembly; intracellular protein transport; mitotic cell cycle. The transcript is spliced from 9 exons.
GUAUUGCCGUCUACCAUUCUCUUUCAUAGCUCCAAAACCUGGGGAUCAACCCAGCAAACAUUGGGUUCAGCACCUUAACUAUGGAGUCAGACAAGUUCAUCUGCAUCCGAGAGAAGGUUGGGGACCAGGCCCAGGUGGUCAUUAUUGAUAUGAAUGACCCCAACACUCCUAUUCGCCGCCCGAUCUCUGCUGACAGCGCUAUUAUGAACCCUGCCAGCAAAGUCAUUGCACUGAAAGACGCUGCAAAAACUCUUCAGAUUUUUAACAUUGAGAUGAAGAGCAAGAUGAAGGCGCACACCAUGACCGAUGACGUCACCUUCUGGAAGUGGAUCUCUCUGAACACGGUUGCUCUGGUAACAGACAACGCAGUGUAUCAUUGGAGCAUGGAGGGAGAUUCCCAGCCAAUGAAAGUGUUUGACAGACAUUCCAGUCUUGCAGGCUGCCAGAUAAUCAACUACCGCACUGAUGCCAAGCAGAAGUGGCUGCUUCUCAUUGGCAUUUCAGCACAGCAAAACCGUGUUGUGGGUGCAAUGCAGCUCUACUCUGUGGACAGGAAGGUGUCUCAGCCCAUUGAGGGGCACGCGGCUGGCUUCGCUCAGUUUAAAAUGGAAGGGAAUGCAGAGGAGUCCACUCUCUUUUGUUUUGCUGUUAGAGGACAAGCUGGAGGAAAGUUGCACAUCAUUGAAGUGGGCACGCCACCAGCAGGGAACCAGCCAUUUCCAAAGAAAGCAGUUGAUGUCUUCUUCCCCCCUGAGGCACAGAAUGACUUUCCGGUUGCAAUGCAGAUAAGUUCAAAGCAAGAUGUUGUAUUUUUGAUCACCAAAUACGGUUACAUCCACCUGUAUGACUUGGAGACAGGCACCUGUAUCUACAUGAACAGGAUCAGUGGCGAGACUAUCUUUGUUACUGCACCCCAUGAAGCUACUGCUGGGAUUAUUGGAGUCAACAGGAAAGGACAGGUAUUGUCGGUGUGUGUUGAGGAAGAGAACCUCAUUCCCUACAUUACCAAUGUGCUGCAGAACCCUGACCUUGCCCUCCGCAUGGCGGUCCGCAACAACCUGGCCGGAGCGGAAGAACUGUUUGCCCGGAAAUUCAACAACCUCUUCGCCCAGGGCAACUACUCGGAGGCAGCUAAAGUAGCAGCAAAUGCACCAAAGGGAAUCCUGCGCACUCCGGACACCAUCCGUCGUUUUCAGAGUGUUCCUGCUCAGCCUGGCCAGACUUCUCCAUUGCUCCAGUACUUUGGGAUCCUGCUGGAUCAGGGCCAGCUCAACAAGUUUGAGUCUUUGGAGUUGUGUCGGCCUGUGCUUCAGCAGGGUCGCAAGCAGUUGCUGGAAAAGUGGCUAAAAGAGGACAAGCUGCAGUGCUCUCUGUCAGGGGAUUUCAAAGAGACACCUGCAAUCUGUAUUCAAAUAACUGUGCCUUGCACCCAAAGAUACUCCACCUUACAGUUUGACUAGCCACAGUGUAUAGGU